AUGAUGAAAGUGUUUUCCUGGUUGGCAACAGCCUUUCUUUUGAGUUCCACCGAAUGUAUGAGAGUUUCUUAUGGAGGAGGUACAAUGGAAGAAAUUGAAAAGGUGCCGGAAGCGACAUUGUCUACUGAAAUGAAUAUUGAUGAAAGUACUAGUCGUCUGCCGCUUGCUAAAAGACAUCAUCAUGAUUGCGGUCCAGCCUAUGCUGUUGCCCCUGGCCCUGUCUACCAACCGGUCUACCAACCGGUCUACCAACCGGUAGUUUGUUCAAGCUGUGGCGGACAUCACCAUCACCAUGAUGAUGAUUGUUAG
Puccinia triticina is the source of this 309-nucleotide messenger RNA. RefSeq lists its product as uncharacterized. NCBI's taxonomy places the organism in Eukaryota, Fungi, Basidiomycota, Pucciniomycetes, Pucciniales, Pucciniaceae. The transcript is spliced from 3 exons. Bases 1 to 309 code for a protein of 102 amino acids. The record is from RefSeq and is a predicted model, not a curated record.